Molecule: messenger RNA, 1062 nt
Organism: Debaryomyces fabryi
Lineage: Eukaryota; Fungi; Ascomycota; Pichiomycetes; Serinales; Debaryomycetaceae
Product: pyridoxine 4-dehydrogenase
Exons: 1
Coding region: 1-1062 (353 amino acids)
Cellular component (GO): cytoplasm
Source: RefSeq, a predicted model, not a curated record
AUGUCACCAACCACAAAUUACCAAGCAAUUAAACUCGAAGAUAAAUUCGGAUACGGUACCAUGAGUCUUACUUGGACUCCUAAUCCACCUCCUUUCGAACAGUCAAUCGAAACAAUUAAAUACGUAACAACUAGCGACAUAGGUACUAAAUUACUCAAUGGUGGAGAAUUCUACGGGUUUCAGGAUAAAGAACUUAAUUUGAAGUUGCUCAAACAAUUUUUGGAAUCUAGUGAUCCUAAAUUGACCAAGGACCUAAUUAUCUCUAUAAAAGGUGGCCUUCAGGCAAAUUUGGUACCAGAUGGAUCUAAAGAAGGCAUUUCUAAAUCAAUUGAAAACAUAAUUUCGUAUUUCCCCCAAGAUAAGACUUCUCGACCAACACUUAUUUUUGAAGCAGCUAGAGUCGACCCAAAGGUGCCAAUUGAAGAAACAGUGUCCUACAUUGCUGAAUACGUGAAGCAAGGUAAGAUAGAUGGAAUAUCUCUUUCAGAAGUAGGAGCACAGUCAAUUGUGAAGGCUUCCAAUGUAUUUCCCAUUUCUUGUGUUGAAGUCGAAUUUUCCUUGUUGUGUCAAGAUAUUAUAAAUAAUGGGGUAUUAGAAGAAUGUUCCAAACGCAAUAUUCCAAUUAUUGCUUAUUCACCUAUAUGUAGAGGAUUUCUUACUGAUUACACUGUGGAAAGAGAAGACACUUUCUUGUCUCUGUUAGAUAAAAAUGAUAUAAGAACUCAUGUUGACAAGUUUUCCCCGGAAAACUUCAAGCAUAACAUGGUAUUAGUAAAGGAGUUGCAUAAAUUUGCCCACACCAAGAAGAAUACCUCAUUAGAAUCUUUGUCUCUCUCAUGGAUUUUAAAAAUUUCUGAGCUUAAAAAUUUCGAAGGCAUCAGCGAAGUGACUAAGAUCUUGCCUAUUCCAAGUGGUUCUACAAAGGAAAGGAUUAACAAGAACUUCGGUCAAAUUGUUGAGUUGACUGAUGAUGACUUAGCAGAAAUUCAACAGAUCUGCAAGUCACACGAAGUAAAGGGGUAUAGAUAUACUAAGGAACUUGACUUUAUGAAUUUUGCUUGA